Molecule: messenger RNA, 4676 nt
Organism: Acanthopagrus latus (yellowfin seabream)
Lineage: Eukaryota; Metazoa; Chordata; Actinopteri; Spariformes; Sparidae
Product: zinc finger protein 703-like
Exons: 2
Coding region: 981-2744 (587 amino acids)
Biological process (GO): negative regulation of DNA-templated transcription
Cellular component (GO): nucleus
Source: RefSeq, a predicted model, not a curated record
AAGAGUCUAACACUGUUAUAUGUUUCUCUAGCAGUAAAAAGAUAAUGUUAGGCUAUAAACAGACUACAUUGCCAUCACUUGACUUAAACAUCACCACCACUGAGCGUCUAUUCUAUGAUUUUUUUUAGAUCCUUCUCUGUGCGGCAGCCAUGUUUGUGAGCGAUACGAUGUAGUUCACUGAGCGGUUAAACACAAAACCAGAUGAUGUUUUACUUUAUUUACAACAAACUGCGACUUUCUUGACCUGGAAAAUCAUCUUUUAAAUCAACAAACAUCACAUGUAGACCGUGGCGCAGUUUAAAAACAAGUAAUCUUUCUCCCUCUGUGUGACUUCAGGUCUCACUUACAUGCAGCGUCCUCUUGAGACAUUAAACUACGUUUUUCCUCCAUAAAACAUGUAAACACACUUUAAUGUGUCAAAUUGUUGGAGCUACCCUUUAAAUGAAAUAUGUGAAUACCUUCUCCAACACUGGAUGUGAUGGAUGUGGAGGGCUGUCACUGGGAGGCUGGCCCCCGUCGCCCCGCCUCCCCUCUCGUCCUCCCCGCCCUCCUCCUCUCGGAUGCGGCCACCCAGCGGACACUCUGCUGCCUGUUGAGAUCAGUGAGCAGCUGAAGUCCGGAGCGGAGACACGCAGUGGGACGUUUCCUCUCAACACUUUGGAUCUAUAAAGUAAACUCUGCUGUUUUAUGACCUUGCAGAAGAAACGCUGUGUCCAUUUUUUUUUUACGCACGGCGACGCUCUCACUUUUUGGUUUUUUGGUUUGGAUCCUUGUGUCGGAGGUGAAGAUGCUUCAGACGAAGUGAGAGAAGAGGCUCCUCCGUCCUUCGGGACAUUUAAGGACGUCCAGCUGUGUGCCUCUGGGACAUACGUGCUGUCUGCAUGGAUUGGAUUUAAACGUCGUCUGUAUUUUACGCACCGUUUUGUAUUUUACGCACCGUUUGGACUAAACGAUCUCCAGAGCGCAGCGCCCUGUCUCCAAUGAAAUAUCUCCCCGCUGUGGAUCGACUCAGUAAGCGGAUCGAGCUCAGUGAGACCAGCCACAGUGCGAAGCCUCGUCCCGGUGCCGUGGUCUCUCUCUUGACCCCUCUGGACCCACUUCGACAGGCAAAGCGGCUUCCUAUCCGAGUCAUCAAGAUGUUGACUGCGCACACUGGACACCUGCUUCACCCCGAGUAUUUACAGCCUCUGACGUCCGCACCAGUGAGCAUCGAGCUGGAUGCCAAGAAGAGCCCCCUGGCCCUGCUGGCACAGACCUGCUCUCAGAUCGGUAAACCAGACCCUCCGUCCUCCUCCAAGCUGAGCUCCUCCGGCAGCCAGGGGGACAAGGAGCCCAGCAGCCGGUCAUCCGUCUCCAGCCUGAAGCUCGGGGAGCACCGUCCCUCCAUGGAUGACAAGUGUAGCUUCAAACCCUACAACAAAGGCGUUGGAGACGGUCGCAGGGAGGGAGUCACCAGCAGCAGCUCCAACAACACCAGCAGCAGCAGCGAUAAAGUCGGGUUCAGGGUACCCAACAAUAACGUCAACACUAAUGGGAACUCAACCACUGGCCAGCAGUCGUAUCCGCCCCACUCUGCUUCACCCAGCUCCAGAGCCACCCCACCAGGACACACUCAGCAGCAGCCUCACAAACAGAGCCAGUCUCCUGGUGGACAGUCACACUCCCAGACUCUGAAUGGAGACGCCGCACAUGAGCGGGGCAGUCCGACCAGCACGAGCAGCAAUAACAAUCACCCAAAAAAGGACGCGGACGUAAAUAAGAACAACUCGGACGGUCCACACGAUGCUAACUCCAGCCACGCUCGAGCCAGCACAAACUGCAGCAACGGCAGCUCUGACGGUGGCUCCAACCACGAGGGGGGAGGUAAAGCCGAGUCGACGCAGCCGAGCCUCGGCCCCGGACGCAUUACGCCAAUUUCUCCUUACAAGACAAGCCAGCCGCUCUUCCCCCUGCCCUCCUCUAACAUGGGCUACCACGGGUCUUUAGUGGGAGCUUACGCAGGCUACCCGUCUCAGUUUGUUCCCGGGUUGGAUCCGACUAAGUCGAGCCUCAGCAUUGGAGGGAUGGGAGUUCCUGGCAAGCACCCGAGCUCCAGCCCUCUCACGGGUGCCUCCCCUCCCUCCUUCAUGCAGGGUUUGUGCAGGGACCCCUACUGUCUGAGCUACCCGAAUGUAUCCCAUCUCGGCGGAAGCAACUGCAACUCCUGCAUCCACGACCCCUCCUCCACCCUCAAAUCAAACUUCCCACUGGUGUACCCCUCCCACCCGCUCCACUCCCUCCACCAGAGCUCCAGCGUGUCCUCCUCCCUCUCACACCCCCUCUACACCUACGGCUUCAUGCUCCCCAACGACCCCCUGCCCCACGCCUGUAACUGGGUGUCAGCCGGGGGGCCCUGCGACAAACGUUUCACCACGUCGGAGGAGCUGCUGGCUCACCUGCGCACGCACACGUCCCUGCCUGUGGGGAUGGACAGUAAGCUGCUCUCGGUUUCCUCCUCUGGACCUGCCUCCUGCCACCUCCACCUCCCCCACCAGAGCAGCCCAGGCUCCAUGCCCAGCUCCCUCUCCCUCAGGGCUCCACCCAGCCUGGGUUUAGCUCGCUAUCACCCCUACAGUAAAGUCCAUCUACCCCCUGGACCCUCCUCCAUCUCCCUGCACUCUCUGCCCACAACAGGCCCGUACUACCCCCAUUACGCCCUCUACAGUCAAAGACUCGGAUCAGCAUCUGCUCUGGGCUACCCGUGAUACACCAUCUGCUCACAUGUUUAAAGGAGUAGUUCAGCAUUUUGGGAAAUAUGCUUAUUCACUCUCUGGCAGAGGGGUAGAUGAGAAAUAUGAUACCACAGUCCAGAUCAGCUUAGCUUCGCACAAACACUGGAAACAGAGGGAAACAGGAAGUUCCCUGAUGUGUCAGGGUAAAUUAUUUCUUGGUCUCUCAAAGAAAUAAUCUGAAAUAGCAACCCUUUUUUACAGUUUUUGUAUGAUUAAAGGAGAAUUUUUUAAGGGCCAGAAUUUUAUUUGAAUGCAUCCAAAGACUUAAUCAAUCAGAAGCAAAACUUACCAAAACAGUGUUGGUUUGUGUUUACACAAUCCUCAGUUCGGCGAAUAAGAUGGCGCUUCUUUCCACACUGUAAAUCGCCUCCUUACCCGAGUCGUCAAAUUAACCACUGUGACCACCGUGAGACACUGUGUUCAGUCCCAGUUUGGUGUCCAGCCAUGUUCACUGUCAGGUUGCCACUGGCUCCAUGGCUAUGUGAGCCAUGAGCCAAGUAGCUAGAUUAGCUGAGAUUAGGAAUGGGACGAUACAACGAUUUUGUGUCAUGGUUUUCCUCGUUUAAGUAAUUGCGAUUCACAGCGUUAUCCUAAUAAUCCUAAAAAUCUGCUCAAAACACUUUAAAUCGCACUAAAACAUACUAGAAUCACUUUGCUUUACAUAUAAAGGAAACAAAUUAUUCAUUUGUUUUAUUACCGAACAAUCAACUUUGUUAGGGAACCAUAUUUUAUCGAAAAAAUCACUCAAGUGAAGAUUUACCAUAUUCACAAAUUCACUUUUAUCCCAAUAAUUAAGAAUCCCCGCAAUUAACUUAUCACAAACGUUUAGGUGAACAGCAAUAACGACUAAAUUGAUUUAUUUGGGCUGAGCCAGGCUUGAUGUUUCCACCGGUUUCAAGUCCUUGUGCUAAACUAAGCUAACUUUUAGCUAUUUAAUGGACAGAUAGAAGAGUGGUAUUAUCCUUCUCAUCUUACGUACCGCCACAAAGAUAAUCAGCAAAUUUGACAAAGUAUUGAGCCAUAACUUUAAAUUUGUACUCAAUCGCUGCAAGUUGCUGCUUCCUGUGACUUCAGACUGGAUUCAAGUGGAACUGGGAUGGGAGAGCAAGUCCUGGAUCUUGACUUGAGCACAUCUUCACUCUUUGUUUCUACAUUAUAUAAGAGGUUUUUUUUUCUAAUCAGGCCCCACUCCUACAGAUCAGAGGACAAAUGUGGCUCUCGCAUGGCUGCACAAUACUCGGAUACUUCUGCAACGGAUGCGACUGCCCCCCCCCCCCUUUGGUGACGAAUCGAUGGUUGGACGCUGUGUGAUAGCACUUGGAUGUUCAGGGUUCUCAGACGAUGGUGAUGAUGUAGUGCAGAGAAAUGUUGCGCAACAGGGAUGGCAAUAAGCUGCAGCCGUGGACCGAAGUCCGGCCACAGUCGCUUUCUCCCUGCGAGAGAUGCAUGUAAGCUCGACACAGCGAACACACGUAACUGUUUAUUCAGCCCUGAUGGUUUGUGAUGAUUUGUUUUGGUUCCUUAUGUUUUGUUUAUUCCUACUGAGAACUUGUAUUUAUUUUUCACCAGGAAUCUGGCUUUCAUGUUUACCAUCUAUUCUCAUUUUACAGUCCUCUGAGCAGACAUGUGGGAAGCCGGAUGACAGAUGUUUAAUAUUUCGUGUCUUAACACUUUUGCGAGAAUGAUGAAUGUUGAAAUCACAUCUCUCUCUCCCUCUCUCUCUCUCUCUCUCUCUCUCUCUCUCUCUCUCUCUCUGAACUCCUCAGCUUUUUUUCUUUUUCUUAUUCUCACAGCAAAUCAAUGAAAAAUGAGAUGUGAUAUUUUUUGUAUAAUUGGAAUACCGUGUGGUGGUAUCCAGUUAAAGGGGAGGUCAUAUUUUGUUAAAUAAAUCACACUGAAGCUGUU